This is a messenger RNA of Arxiozyma heterogenica, 993 nucleotides long. RefSeq lists its product as uncharacterized. The transcript has a single exon. NCBI's taxonomy places the organism in Eukaryota, Fungi, Ascomycota, Saccharomycetes, Saccharomycetales, Saccharomycetaceae. The record is from RefSeq and is a predicted model, not a curated record. Bases 1 to 993 code for a protein of 330 amino acids.
AUGAAGAGUGAAUCAUCGUCCAGAAGAAACGGGGUUGAAAGUAAAACAGGUUCUUCAACUGAGGCAAUCACAAAUACUCCAAAGGUUACUGCAACUCAAGAGCCAUUACAGGUAUCUUCUCAAAGGGCAAAUCCAAGUGGCAGAUCAAAUACAGUAACAUUAUCACGUUAUGAAACUUCAGGUUCAUCUACUUCAAGUAUCAUGAAUAGUCAACAAAUUACUGUUGCACCAGAGUCACUACACGUAUCUUCUCAAAGUGCAAGUCCAAGCAGUAGAUUAAGUAUAGUAACAUUAUCACAUCAUGAAACUUCAAGUUCGUCUACUUCAAUUAUUAUGAAUAGUCAACAAAAUACUAUUGCACAAGGGCCAUUACACGUCUCUUCUCAAACCACAGAGUCGAGUGGCAGAUCGAGUACAGUAACAUUAUCACGUUAUGAAACUUCAGGUUCAUCUACUUCAAGUAUCAUGAAUAGUCAACAAAUUACUGUUGCACCAGAGCAACUACACGUAUCUUCUCAAAGUGCAAGUCCAAGUAGUAGAUUAAGUGCCAUAACCUUGUCACAAUAUAAAGCUUCUGCUCCUACAUUUAGUGUUAACAGUUGGAAUACUAUGAAGAGUGAAUCAUCGUCCAGAAGAAACGGGGUUGAAGAUCAAGCAGGUUCUUCAACUGAGGCAAUCACAUAUACUCCAAAGGUUACUGCAACUCAAGAGCCAUUACAGGUAUCUUCUCAAAGGGCAAAUCCAAGUGGCAGAUCAAAUACAGUAACAUUAUCACGUUAUGAAACUUCAGGUUCAUCUACUUCAAGUAUCAUGAAUAGUCAACAAAUUACUGUUGCACCAGAGCAACUACACGUAUCUUCUCAAAGUGCAAGUCCAAGUAGCAGAUUAAGUGCCAUAACCUUGUCACAAUACGAAGCUUCUGCUCCUGAUACUGCUGGUACACGGUCAAAUUUUAUCUUAGUGCUUUUCUCCUUAUUUCUAUUCAUGGUUUAG